Vollenhovia emeryi is the source of this 2312-nucleotide messenger RNA. It is a transcript of the gene Nup50, whose product is annotated as nuclear pore complex protein Nup50. Gene Ontology annotation, cellular component: nuclear pore. Bases 83 to 1750 code for a protein of 555 amino acids. Gene Ontology annotation, biological process: protein import into nucleus. Lineage: Eukaryota; Metazoa; Arthropoda; Insecta; Hymenoptera; Formicidae. The transcript is spliced from 5 exons. The record is from RefSeq and is a predicted model, not a curated record.
GUGUAAAUAAAUAGGAGUCUUAUAAAAAUUGCGUGUGAUCUAAUGUAACCUGAUCACGUUCUAUCUAAUAUUUUAAACAGGGAUGAGAAUCAUACUAAAAUGCCCGUGUACACUUCUCCACUCGGAUGAGCCACAAGCAGGAUCGCCCUCAGAGUUCACCAGGAUAGCAGAGAUGUCAGGCAAGCGCACUGCGACAACAGAACUGAAUCACGACAACUGGAAUGAGGAGAACGAGCCGGAGGACGCGGGCACGUUUGUGCUGGCGUCGAAUGAUAUACUCGAGAAGAGGGUUAUAAAGACAGCGAGGCGCCGCUUGCCGUCGCAGGAUGGCAUGCCUAAGAAAAGUGCAUUCGGAACAUUCGCGGGUUUCAAAACUGCCGCUCCCGCGACGAGUGUGUCACCGUUCAAUUUUCUGGCUGGUACCAGCACCGCUUCCGGCACGACUACACCCACAGCGUCGGCGACAACUGUAAAUAAGAGUAGCAGGCAGAUUGCGAGCAACGGCUCUGCCAAGAUUCCCAAAGGUGACGCGGACAAAAGAGAGGAUAGCGCCAAGUUGCAGAUGCCGUCGAGCUCGAGUGUGAGCAAGAACGUCUCGUUCGAGCAAGAGAUGGAGAAGCCGAGUCACUCGGCGGAAUAUUACGCGAAACUGAAGGGACUGAACCAGAGCGUCACCAUGUGGAUAAAGAGUCACGUAGAUUCGAAUCCGUUUUGUAUAUUGACACCUAUAUUUAAGGACUACGAGAGAUAUCUGAAGGAGAUGACGUUGAAAGAAGAGAGCGCCAAGGCGCAGACGUCGCACACUUCGGAGCACACGUCGCAGCGUCCCGCGCAAAGCGAUAGUAAGCAGGACGUGAGCGAGGAGAAGCCGGAAAAGGCGCCUUUUGGCAGUUUAAACGCGAAUACGAAGCCUACUUUGACCGCGGGAACGGAAUGGAAGCCUGACAAGUCGAUUUUUUCCAAUAUUACUGCGAAUACCAAGUCAAUAUUCAGUAACGCGGAGCAGAAAGAAAGUUCCAAGUCGAUAUUCGGUAGUGCGGAUAUAAUUUCUGAUAAGGGUAAUUCCAUUUUUGGAAGCGUAGAACCGAGCGUCGCUGGUAAGAGUAUAUUUAGCCACACGAGUGUGGAAAGUAACCCCUUCUUACAUAAACCCACCGUUUCGGACGGUGGAAAUGCGGUCGAGGAGAAGGAAACCAAGUCCAGCGCAAAACCUGUCGCCCCUACCUUCCCCACUUUUAGUUUCGGCCAGAGUUCCACCGCCAGCAACGUGACCGCUGGAUUUAGUUUCGGAAGCGCAAAGCCAUUUUCGUUUGCUCCCCAAGCGGUAAAGCCGCAGGACUCCGAGGACAAGGCCGACGAUGAAAAUAAGGAAGAAGAGGACGAGGAACCGCCGAAGCCAGAUUUUAAACCAGUGUCCGAAGAAGGUGCUACUUAUGAACAAAGGUGUAAAGUCUUCGUGAAGAAAGACGACAAUUUUAGUGACAGAGGUAUCGGGAUGUUGUAUCUGAAACCGACGCCGAACGGAAAGACGCAAUUAAUAGUACGUGCCGACACUGCUUUGGGCAAUUUGUUACUCAAUACCCUGUUAACUCAAGGCAUUCCCACGAAGCGCAUGAACAAGAACACGAUAAUGUUGGUCUGCUUACCGAUGCCAGAUUCCCUACCGCCACCAAUUCCAGUGCUGUUAAGAGUGAAAACUAGUGAAGCCGCGGAUGAGUUACUGGAAGCAUUGGAUAAGCAUAAAAAGUAGAAAAGAAAUUACGCAAAACUUGGGUAUGCGAACAAAGACAUUUUUUUUACAUUAUCUUGCGAGAAAUGAAGUGAAUCGACGUGUAAUGGAAAAUUUAUUCAUUAUUAAUCAUCGCAAAGGUUUCGUGUCGAACUUAACUCAUCAUUCCAUAAAUUUUGUAAUCCUUUAGGAACACGGUUAUAGGAAAUGAACGAAAAAGAUCUGGGAUAUAUAUUUUUAAUCACUUUUCCAGUUGUUUCUUCAUUUACAGAUAUUGUAAAAAUGUAAUUAUUUAUCUUGUUCAUUAGAUUGUAUUCAGUGAGAAAUGCAAAAAUUCAAUUGUUUCUCUAAGUUUAAUGUAUCUACAUGUAUGAUCCAUUCAACGUCGGAAUGAGUGUUGCAAUUGUAAUCAAUAAUGUAAUAAUAAUAAUAAUUGGAAAUAUAUGUACAUAGUAGACAUACAGUAGUGUAUAUUAUGAGUGAGGCAGUUUAUGCUUUUAACAGCUAAGAUGUACUGUGCUAUUAAUUACAGACGUAAUUGUACUACUACAGAAGAAUUAGAAGUGCAAAACCAUUAUAGCUC